Messenger RNA from Hyla sarda, 15459 nucleotides. Its product is annotated as coiled-coil domain-containing protein 153-like. The transcript is spliced from 8 exons. The record is from RefSeq and is a predicted model, not a curated record. The coding region runs from base 420 to 1046 and encodes 208 amino acids. Lineage: Eukaryota; Metazoa; Chordata; Amphibia; Anura; Hylidae.
AUCUCUAAGCUGAAUUGUGGCCUCUGUGCUGCCUGAAGAGCGUUGGACCACAGAAAUCUCACUGCUUUUCGCCGCAGCGUUUACGGCUAGUCUCGGCAAAACGCACAAACGUGCCUCCUGGCACUUAAGGUCCUGGGCAACUGCCCAUUCCGCGCCCAAAUGCCCACCCUGUUUGAGCAAGUACAGGACAUAAGAAUCGCCUUUGCAGAUCUUUUGAACAGUCUCAGCGGUGUAUCUUACGUGUCCGGCGUCCUUAGUAGUCAUGGAGAUGUUCUCUACACAGCGCCUGCAGAGUGAUCCUGGUCUCAGUGUGCUGGAGCGAGGACGAGCUGUGAUCGCAGUGAGCACGACACGACACGGUGUUGGGCCAUCGGUGGAGCCUGAGGUAACCGGCUAAUUUCUGUGCGGUGUACAGUAUUAUGACCUGGUUUGUACUUUCGGAUAUGACACCAAAAUUAAAGACAAAGUUACAAAAGAAAAAGAAAGUGAAGAAGUCAAAAGAUGAAACAGGUUUAGUGGAAGAAAAGUUUCGUAAAGCAACUCAUAACGUAGAUGUCUUACAAGACCACCUUGCACUACAGAGGCAAGUGACACGAGAGGCACAACAGCACAAGUAUGAACUGCAUGGGAAAUUACAAGAGUUGCAAGAAGAUAUACAAGAUGAAAGAGAUGAAAAGCAGGCAAUAUAUAAUGAAAUGACAAGACAGCAUUGUGAGUUGAAGCAGCAGAGCUCAGUGUGUAUCCAGAAUUUGGAGGAAGAGGUUGCAGAAUUAAAGCUGCAGUUGAACAAUUCCCAGCAUGCAUUUCUGUUGCUUAGUGAGGAAUCACACCAAAUUACAAAGGAGAAAAACGAAGAAAUUAAAGGCUUAAAAAAACAAAUAGAAAGCAUGGAGACAGAAUAUGAGCAUAUACUUCAUUCUUCUCUGGAUCAGAUACUGUCUAAACUCACUUUGGCUGGACAACAGUGGAAAAAAGAAUCUUCAAUCAUUCAUCAGCAAUACAAACAUAUGCUUCAAGAUUGCGGACUAAACCCUCUAGACAUCUAAACCAAAAGGGUUCUUGAAAGUCAGUGGUCAGUGUAUAAAAGAUAAGAAUGGUUUUCCCAAAAUAGUUGUUAAAUUAGAAAUAAUUUUAAAUAAUGUUAAAUUAGAAAUAAAGGAUAUUAGCAUUUUUAAAAGGAUUUUUGUAAGACUGCUUAGUAAAGUCUCCAUAAGGUAACAUAUUGAUCUUUAUGAUAUAAAACUCCCCUUAGUCAAGAUGUACUUUGCUACUAGAGGACUAAUAAAUAAAGUAUUGAUAAAAACUUGUCACAAUGGUGGAUCAUACAACUUAUGCUAUCAUAUUUGUGUAUGUCUGGCCUGGAUGAACACAAUAGAUACAGUUAGAAGGAAUUAGCACUUGUGUUUAAACUGGUGGUGCUCGUGGAGAGGUAAACGUUUAAUAGUAGGUAAAAGAAUCCCGGCACUGACGGUACUGCUUAAAUCACCUCCUGGUGUUUAUUCACAUCAAAACAUGGAUGGAACAAAGUAGCGACACACAGGAUGUGUUUCGGCCAGCUGGUGGCCUUCACCAAUUGAUACCUUAGUAGAGUUACGUGCACUUCAUAUACAGGAAGCCAUCCACACCUGUGCAAGACCAGAAGGCAUCUUCACAAAAAGAAAGUAGAAAAAGAAAGAAGUUUCUUAAUGGACCCCCCCCCCCCCCCCCAUUUGGUGGUUUCUGCACAUGAUCAAAAAAUUUUAAUAGUUGGGAAAUAUUGUGACACAUCCUAUCAAAAUGGUAAGGGAUAUGGAAUAGUAAAUUCUUGCAGAGAUUUGUGGACUUAUGUGGAAUAAUGUGGUCUCCUAUACACUGGGUGGUCUCCCCAACGUAUAGGAGACUGCAUGGGCAUUUGAUAGAAUAAACAAAAUUCCGCUGAGGGGGUGUUUGAGAUUGUCUUCCUUGAUUAUGUGGCUGCAUUGUGCGCAGUGCAGACAGUGGUAGGUACCAUUUUUUCUGCUUUGCAAAAAGGUCUUAUGGGGGAUUGUAUGCAUAGAGCCCCUAUCAGCCCUGACUAGCUUAUCCCUUGAAUUGGGAACUUUUUGUUACAAAUGAGAGGGGGAUUUUGAAAUGUAUUUAUUUUGAUGUAAGAUUUGUUAAGAAGAUACCAGUAUUUUUUUUUUUUUUUUUAUCACGUUAUCAACCUUGUGAGACAAGGGUUGAAAGUUUCUAACAAAUGGGAUCCAUAGUGUAUUAAAAGGAGUCCAAGUAGAGGGACUUCACGCUUUCUCUAGCAUUGCCUCUGGAUACCCCCGUUCCACAAAUUUGUCCUCAAGUUUAUUUAAUCUUACCUCCCUCUUCGUCGGGUCACUGCCUCUCUUAACCCUCUGUCGUUGUGCUCUGGGUAAUGACCUCUUAACAGCCCAUGGAUGUGAGCUGGUAAAAUGUAGGAUGCUAUUACAAUCUAUAGAUUUCCUAUAGAGAUCUGUCUCCAAUCCCCCAUUCCCGUUUUUUAAAACCAAAGUAUUAAGGAAACUGAUAUUAAUCUAAUUGCAUGUCAUCGUAAAUUGUAGUUCACUUCUUACACUAUUCAUGAAUUCAAGAAAUUCCUGCAAAGUCAAAUGUAGCCCCUCUCAUAUGCAAAAAAUAUUGUCUAUGUAACUUUUAACAUUUAACAUGUUUGCAAAACAAAUCAUUAAGGUAAAUAAACCAUUUCUCAAAAUGUGCCAUAUAACCGUUUGCGUAUGGGGGCCACAUUCACCCACAUCGCCGAGCCCUGUUGCUACAAGAAGAAGUCGGCAGCAUACAUGAAGUAGUUCUCAAAAAGGACCAGUCUCAAGAGCCCCAUUAACCCCUUAAGGACCUAGGGCGUAUGGAUACGCCCUGGCUUUCUGGUACUUAAGGACCCAGGACGUAUCCAUAUGCCCGUGGGAAUUUCGGUCCCUUCCGCGCACCGGGCGGGGACCGGACCGGGAUGCCUGCUGAUAUCGUUCAGCAGGCAUCCCGUGCAAAUGCUGAGGGGGGUCAUUAGACCCCCCCGUGUCGGCGAUCGUGGCAGAUCAUUAGUGAAUUCACACUAACGAUCUGCCGGGAUUCGGGUCAUAAGGGUCACGUGGGACCCGAUGACCCAGAGAUACAAGGUGUACAAUACACCCCCUAUCACCCACUGUAUCUAUGGGGAGCUCUGCCCGUUAACUGAGCCCCCCGUUAACUGAGCCCCCUCAGGGAAGAAGAUCUGCAGGGACAGAGCAGGGAAAGAAUGCACUCAAGGGCAAGGUAGGAGUGAGUGUAAAAAAGUAAAAAAAAAAAAAAUAAAUCCCCCCGACCCCCUAAUAGGUCCUCCAAGGGUCCACCACAAAUGUUUCAGUGUGACCCGGGCCCUAUUAGGGUUUCAGGGCGCUGCAUUUGCCCCCCCAUUUUUUUUUGUCUGCAUUUUUUUUUCCUCCCUUAUAUAACGGUGUGUGAUUUCUAAUCACACACCGUUAUAUCUAAUAGUUACACCAAGCACUCACUACAUACUGUUAGGAUUCGGCAGGCUGGAGGUGGAUCCUCUCUGUCAGAGAGGGAUUGGCGUGGACCGUACCGGUGGACCGGUUCUAAGUUGCUACUGGUAUUCCCCCUCUUUUUGGAACCCGAAAAUUUGUGAAUGAGGUCCUUGUCGAGAAUGUUAUCCUCGGGUUCCCACGACCUCUCCUCAGGGCCGCAAUUCUCCCAAUCUCCGAGAAUUUUUUUUUUUACCUCUGAUCCUUUAGACGCAAGAAUUUCUUUAACCGAGAAGACAUCUGAGGACCCGGAGACAGGAGUAGGAGCGACAACCUUGGGAGAGAAGCGGUUAAGGAUAAGCGGUUUAAGGAGAGAAACAUGAAAAGCGUUAGGAAUACGGAGAGAAGGGGGAAGAAGGAGUUUGUAGGAGACAGGAUUGAUUUGGCACUUGAUUUUAAAGGGUCCAAGAUAACGUGGUCCCAGUUUAUAACUGGGGACACCGAAGCGGAUAUACUUGGCGGAGAGCCACACUUUGUCUCCAGGAGCAAAGACAGGAGGAGUUCUUCUCUUUUUGUCGGCAUGCUUCUUCAUCCGGGAUGAGGCCUGUAGGAGGGAUUUUUGAGUCUCUUUCCAGAUGGUAGAGAAGUCCCGGGUAACUUCGUCAACAGCGGGCAAACCAGAAGGCGUGGGAGUGGGGAGGCGGGGAAGAGGGUGACGGCCGUACACCACAAAGAACGUGGAUUUAGCGGAGGAUUCAGAGUCUUUGAAAUUGUACGAGAAUUCAGCCCAGGGUAGAAGAUCGGCCCAAUCAUCCUGGCGGGAGGAAACAAAAUGUCGCAAAUAGUCACCAAGAACCUGGUUAACUCUCUCUACUUGCCCAUUGGAUUUGGGAUGAUAGGAAGACGAGAAAUUUAAUUAGAUUUUUAGUUGAUUACAGAGAGCUCUCCAGAAUUUCGACACAAAUUGAACGCCUCUUACCGAGACGAUAUGCGUGGGAAGCCCGUGAAGGCGAACAAUGUGCACAAAAAAUUGUUUCGCCAACUGUGGCGCAGAAGGAAGGCCUGGAAGUGGAAUAAAAUGUGCCAUCUUGGAGAUACGAUCAACGACCACCCAAAUGGUUGUGUUGCCAUGGGAUAAAGGCAGGUCCGUUAUAAAGUCCAUGGCAAUCUGAGACCAUGGUAGCUCAGGGACAGGCAGAGGAUGAAGGAGGCCGGCAGGCUUCUGGCGAGGAGUCUUGUCCCGGGCACAGACUGUACAAGCCCGAACAAAAUCAGCAACAUCUGCUUCCAGGGUAGGCCACCAAUAAAAUCGAGAGAUGAGUUGGAUGGACUUCUUGACGCCAGCAUGGCCGGCGAGGUGCGAGGAGUGUCCCUACCUGAGGAUCUUGAGGUGCUGGCGUGGAGGGACGAAAGUCUUUCCAGGAGGUGUUUGUCUGAUGGAAGCUGGGGAAGAGGAGAUCAGACACUCAGGAGGAACAAUGUGUUGCAGGGGGGUUUCCGUUUCGGAGGCAUCAGAGGAACGAGAGAGGGCGUCAGCCCUGAUGUUUUUGUCAGCAGGGCGAAAAUGAAUCUCAAAGUUAAAACGGGCAAAAAACAACGACCACCUAGCCUGGCGUGGGUUCAGCCAUUGGGCAAACUGAAGAUAAGAGAGAUUCUUGUGAUCUGUGUAGAUGAUAAUUGGGUAUUUGGAACCCUCCAGCAGGUGCCUCCAUUCCUCGAGGGCUAGUUUUAUGGCCAGCAGUUCUCGAUCACCAAUGGAGUAAUUUUUCUCCGCCGGAGAGAAGGUCUUAGAAAAGAAACCACAAGUAAUGUUAUGUCCAGAAGAGUUUUUUUGUAGGAGUACAGCUCCGGCUCCCACCGAGGAGGCGUCUACCUCCAGUAAGAAGGGUUUAUAUGGAUCAGGUCUGGAGAGUACAAGAGCAGAAGAAAAGGCAGUUUUGAGACGGUUGAAUGCCUCGUCCGCUUGGGGAGGCCAGGACUUAGGGUUGGCGUUUUUCUUGGUUAGGGCCACAAUUGGAGCCACAAUGGUGGAAAAAUGUGGAAUAAAUUGUCGGUAGUAAUUGGCAAACCCCAAGAAGCGUUGGAUAGCUCGGAGUCCGGAGGGGCGUGGCCAAUCUAACACGGUUGACAGUUUGUCUGGGUCCAUUUGAAGUCCCUGGCCAGAGACUAAAUAUCCUAGGAAGGGAAGAGAUUGGCAUUCAAAGAGACAUUUCUCCAUCUUGGCAUAUAAUUGAUUGUCACGGAGUCUCUGGAGCACAAGACGAACAUAACGGCGGUGUUCUUCGAGGUUAGAAGAGAAAAUCAAAAUGUCGUCCAAGUAAACCACAACACAGGUAUAUAACAGAUCACGAAAAAUUUCAUUCACAAAGUCCUGGAAGACAGCAGGGGCGUUGCAGAGCCCAAAGGGCAUAACCAGAUAUUCAAAGUGUCCGUCUCUGGUAUUAAAUGCGGUCUUUCACUCAUCCCCUUCCCUGAUGCGGAUGAGAUUAUAUGCACUUCUUAAAUCCAAUUUGGUGAAGAUGUUAGCGCCACGUAGGCGGUCAAAGAGUUCCGAGAUAAGAGGCAGAGGAUAGCGGUUUUUUAUAGUGAUCUUAUUAAGGCCGCGGUAAUCGAUGCAUGGCCGUAAGGAACCGUCUUUUUUGGAGACAAAGAAGAACCCCGCUCCAGCAGGGGAGGAAGACUUGCGGAUGAAUCCCCUUUUUAAAUUUUCUUGGAUGUAAUCCGACAUGGCUUGUGUCUCAGGAGCUGAUAGAGGAUAGAUCCUGCCCCGGGGUGGAGUAGUACCAGGUAGGAGAUCAAUAGGGCAGUCAUAAGGCCUGUGAGGAGGCAAAUUCUCUGCUUGUUUUUUGCAAAAAACAUCGGCAUAGUCCAAAUAGGCCUUGGGGAGACCUGGUAUAGGAGGAGCCACAGGGGUUUGACUGGCGGGACUGGGAGCAGACGUGAGGCAUUUUUUGUGGCAAGAAGCACCCCAGUUCUUGAUUUCCCCGGUGGUCCAGUCAAGGGUAGGGGAAUGGCGUUGGAGCCAAGGCAGUCUGAAAAGAAUUUCAGAAGUGCAGUUAGAGAGGACCAAAAAUUAAAUUUUUUCGUGAUGAGGUCCAAUGCACAUCAACAGGGGUUCUCUAACGCACAGUACAGUCCAAUCUUUCUCCAUUAACUGAAGCGAUGUAGAGAGGUCUGGCGAGACUGGUCACUGGGAUGUUGAACCUGUUAACGAAAGAGGCCAAAUUAAAAUUUCCUGCAGAUCCAGAAUCCAAGAAGGCCACAGCUGAGAAGGAGGAGUUAGAAGAAGAAAUCCGCACAGGCACAGUAAGACGUGGAGAAGCAGAGUUCACACCUAGAGCUGUCUCACCUUUGUGCGGAAUCGGAGUGCAUCUUUCCUGACGUGGAGGACGGAUAGGACAAUCCUUCAGGAAGUGUUCGGUACUGGCACAGUACAGGCAUAGGUUCUCAUUGCGGCGGCGUGUCCUCUCUUGUGGUGUCAGGCGAGACCGGUCUACUUGCAUAGCCUCCACAGCAGAAGGCACGGGAACAGAUUGCAGCGGACCAGAGAAGAGAGGAGCCGGGGAGAGAAACCACCUAGUGCGAACAAAGUCCAUAUCCUGACGGAGCUCCUGGCGUCUUUCAGAAAAGCGCAUGUCAAUGCGGGUGGCCAAAUGAAUAAGUUCAUGCAGGUUGGCAGGGAUUUCUCGUGCGGCCAGCACAUCUUUGAUGUUACUGGAUAGGCCUUUUUUGAAGGUCGCGCAGAGGGCCUCGUUAUUCCAAGAUAAUUCAGAGGCGAGGGUACGAAAUUGGAUGGCGUACUCGCCUACAGAAGAAUUACCCUGGACCAGGUUCAGCAAAGCAGUCUCGGCAGAAGAAGCUCGGGCUGGUUCCUCGAAGACACUACGAACCUCAGUGAAGAAGUACUGUACAGUGGCAGUGACAGGAUCAUUGCGGUCCCAGAGCGGUGUGGCCCAUGACAGGGCCUUCCCAGACAGGAGACUAACCACGAAAGCCACCUUUGACCGUUCAGUUGGAAAUUGGUCCGACAUCAUCUCCAAAUGCAGGAAACAUUGCGAGAGAAAACUACGGCAAAGUUUAGAGUCCCCAUCGAAUUUGUCCGGCAAAGUUAUGCAGAGGCUGGAAGCGGCCACUAGCUGCGGAGGAGGUGCAGGAGCUGGCGGAGGAGAUGGUUGCUGUAGCUGUGGUAGAAGCUGUUGUAGCAUAACAGUCAGUUGAGACAGCUGAUGGCCUUGUUGCGCUAUCUGUUGCGACUGCUGGGCGACCACCGUGGUAAGGUCAGCGACAACUGGCAGCGGGACCUCAGCAGGAUCCAUGGCCGGAUCUACUGUCAGGAUUCGGCAGGCUGGAGGUGGAUCCUCUGUGUCAGAGAGGGAUUGGCGUGGACCGUACCGGUGGACCGGUUCUAAGUUGCUACUGGUAUUCACCAGAGCUCGCCGCAAAGCAGGAUGGUCUUGCAGUGGCGGUAGCAACCAGGUCGUAUCCACCGGUAACGGCUCAACCUCUCUGACUGCUGAGAUAGGCGCGGUACAAGGGAUUAGGCAAGAGCAAGGUCGGACGUAGCAGAAGGUCAGGGCAGGCAGCAAGGAUCGUAGUUAGGGGCAACGGCAAAAGGUCUGGAACACUGGCUUGGGACAUACAAGGAACGCUUUCACUGGCACAAUGGCAGCAAGAUCCGGCAAGGAAGGGAAGGAGAAGUGAGGUUAUAUAGGGAAGUGCACAGGUGAAUACACUAAUUAGAACCAGACGCCAAUCAGCGGUGCACUGGCCCUUAAAAUCGCAGAGAGCCGGCGCGCGCGCGCCCUAGGGAGCGGGGCCGCGAGUGCCGGGACAGUAUAGACGGGGAACGAGUCUGGUAAGCGGGCUGGGAUGCGAACCGCGAGUGAGCGCGUCCCGCAUCACGGAUCGCAUCCCGGCUAGGGACAUUAUCGCAGCGCUUCCGGUCAGCGGGUCCGACCGGGGCGCUGCGAACAGGAAAACGCUGGGAGCGCUCUGGGGAGGAGCGGGGACCCGGAGCCCUCGGCGUAACACAUACAUCCCCACUCCCCCCCCCCCCCCCCCCCCCCGCAGAAAAAGGCGAUGGCUCGCCAGGCAUUUUCGGCAGUGGAGGCAUACGCUUUUCUUGCCUCUGACUCCGUAUCUGUCAGUGAGGACGAUGAAGAUCCAACAUUCCUGUGUUCUUCAUCGUCCUCCUCAUCAUCUAGUACUGAUGAUGAGCCCCCUGCACAGCGGCAGAGACGCCGCCAGGUGAGGCCACGCACCCCCCAUGAAAGUGGCCGGCACUAGUACGAGCGACAAUGCCGCUCGUACUAGGAGUCCGACCCCCCCAGGCGAUUUUACCGGAGCCCCCUUCCGGUGAACCUGUCUGGAGACCCCCAGAGGGUUAUCAGCCACGGGUUCCGGAGUUUGUUGGCGACUCCGGAAUCUGGAUUGACACGACUGGGUUCACUGAAUUUGACUUUUUCAGUUAUUUUUUCAGUGACAGCCUGGUCAAUCUAAUUGUGGAGCAGACGACUCUGUACGCCAGGCAGUUCAUCGCCCACCACCCUAAUUCUUUUUUGGCCAGGUCCAAUGAAUGGUACGCCGUCAGUGCAGCCGAAAUGAGGACAUUUUGGGGCCUCGUGCUGCACAUGGGCCUGGUCAAAAAGCCAAGUGUCAGGCAGUACUGGAGCGGGGACAUCCUAUACCACACCCCACUGUACAGUAUGGCCAUGGCACGCAAGCGGUCGAGGCCAUUCGGAAAUGCCUUCAUUAUGCAGAUAAUGAGGCAUGUCCACCCCAAGGCUAUCCCGCCUAUGACCGGCUUUACAAAGUGAGGCCGGUCAUCGAUCACUUUGGGGCCAAAUUUUUGGAGGCCUACGUACCGCUCAGGGACCUCUCUGUAGAGGAGUCUCUCAUCAGUUUUAAGGGGAGACUCAUAUUCCGCCAGUAUAUUCCCUCGAAAUGGGCGCGGUAUGGCGUGAAGCUUUAUAAACUUUGUGAGAGUACCUCCGGGUACACUUACAAGUUUAGGGUGUAUCAGGGACGAGAUUCCUGUAUUGAACCCCCAGAUUGUUUCCCCACUGUGGGUGUUAGCGGGAAAAUCGUUUGGGACCUUAUGUACCCAUUGCUGGAUAAGGGUUUCCACGUGUACGUGGUCAACUUUUAUACCAGCAUCCCUCUCUUCACAUCCCUUGCCGCCAGAUCAACAUCCGCUUGUGGGACCGUGCGGAAGAAUCAGAGAGGCCUCCCUCUAAAUUUUCUUCAGACACCUAUGCCCAAGGGUGAGUCCCGUGCCCUUGCCCAUGCUGACCACUAUUCAUGGCAACGGCAGCUCACCUGUCCCUGUGCGAGGUACCACAACAAUGGUCCUCAAGCCCGAUAGUAUUCUGGACUACAAUCGGUAUAUGGGGGGGGGGGGGGGGGGAGUUGAUCUUUCUGAUCAAAUCCUGAAGCCAUAUAACGCCAUGCGGAAAACACGUGUAUGGUACAAGAAAGUUGCGGUCUACUUGGUACAGGUUGCCAUGUACAACUCUUUUGUACUGUACCAGAACGCUGGCAGCACAGGGACAUUCCUCCAGUUCCAAGAAGAAGUCCUAAAGGCCCUGAUCUUUGCUGACCGGGAAAGAGCAGGCCAGAGUUCAGAAGGAACUGAAGUAAUAGGUGCCAGGAUCGUCCCAGGCCAACACUUUCCAGGUGAGAUCCCCCACACUGGAGAGAAGGGACGAACCCAGAAAAAAAGCAGAGUGUGUCACAGGAGGGGGAUACGGAAGGAUACCACCUAUCAAUGUGACACUUGCCCCAAUCAUCCGGGCCUCUGCAUUAAAAACUGCUUCAGGGAGUAUCACACUUACAUGCGGUACUAAAUUUUCCCUUUUCAUUUAAAUUUUCAAUAAUUUGACCCCAAUGUACCAAGUCCAGAGUACAUUCCAAAUUUUAACCCCAUAAAACCACUAAAUUGCCCUAAAAAAAUUUCAGCAAAAAAUAAACUGAUAAGACCUCUGCGGGUAUUUUAAACAAAAAACUGGUCAUGGGUCACUGAGUCACUAUCAUCGGGGACUUUUUAUGUUUCCUCAAAUACGCAGCGCUCUCUCUCCACCUGAGCGGGGUGCGCAUUUGAGGCAACAGGUUAGGGACGGCCACACACAUCACAUUCCCAGAAUGAUGAUUCAGAGCAUAGGGUUUGGGGUGGGCAUAUUCUUUAGUUUUGGCUAUGCUCUGGGUCAUCAUUCUGGGAGCAUAACCUGUUUUAUAAUUUUAUUUCCCACUGUACCCCAUUUUAGUAACUUACCCCAUGUAAUGUUUAUAAUUACCCCAUGUAAUGCCCCUUGAGGGGGGGGUCCCACUGCUCUGGCUCCACAGGAGGCGAUUUUGAAGCUCAAGGCCCCUGACUGUACUCCUGUUCUUCUGUGACCGGUCCAGAUAUGAGGUAUGUCCUUAUUCCAAAGAAAUGUAUUUGCAAAUUUAAAAUGUUUUUGCUGUUCUGGCACUAAAUGCGACAUGUCCCCCCCAUUUCAGCAAAAUUUGCAAAUGGGACUCCUUCUCUUCUGAGCAUUGUAGUGCGCCUGCAGUGCACUUGAUGUUCACACAUGAGAUGAGGUUACACAUUUUGAGGGGCAUUUUCUCCUAUUACCCCUUCUAAAAAUCUAAAAUUUGGGGGGGAAAAAGCAUUUUAGUAAAAAAUUAAAUAAAAUUGACACAUCCAAAGUAGUCAAACACCUGUGGGGUGCUAAGGCUCACUGGACCCCUUGUUACGUUCCUUGAGGGGUAGGGGUGUAGUUUCCAAAAUAGUAUGCCAUGUGUUUUUUUUUGCUGUUCUGGCACCAUAGGGGCUCCCUAAAUGCGACAUGCCCCCCAAAAACCAUUUCUGCAAAAAGUGCUUUGCAAAAGCCAAAUGUGACUCCUUCUCUUCUGAGCAUUGUAGUGCGCCCGCAGUGCACUUGACGUCCACACAUGGGGUAUUACUAUACUCAGAAGAGAUGGGGUUACAAAUUUUGGGGAGCAUUUCUUUUUUUCAUUUACACAUUCAACUUUAACGAAAAGUCAUCAAACACCUGUGGGGUGUUAAGGCUCACUGUAUCCCUUGUUACGUUCCUUGAGGGGUGUAGUUUCCGAAAUAGUAUGCCAUGUGUUUUUUUUUUUUUUUUUUUACUGUUCUGGCACCAUAGGGGCUUCCUAAAUGGGACAUGCCCCCCAAAACCAUUUCAGCAAAAUGUGAAUUUUCUCCUAUUACCCCUUCUAAAAAUCUAAAAUUUGGGGAAAAAACUGCAUUUUAGUAAAAAAAAACAAAAAAAUAUAUUUACAUAUCCAAAGUAGUCAAACACCUGUGGGGUGGUAAGGCUCACUGGACCCCUUGUUACGUUCCUUGAGGGGUGUAGUUUCCAAAAUAGUAUGCCAUGUGUUUUUUUUUUUUACUGUUCUGGCACCAUAGGGGCUUCCUAAAUGCGACAUGCCCCCCAAAAACCAUUUCUGCACAAUGUGCUUUCUAAAAGCCAAAUGUGACUCCUUCUCUUCUGAGUAUUGUAGUGCGCCCACAGUGCACUUGACAUACACACAUGGGGUAUCACCAUACUCAGAAGAGAUGGGGUUACAAAUUUUGGGGGGCAUUUUCUCCUAUUACCCCUUGUAAAAAUGUAAAAUUUGGGGGAAAACCAGCAUUUUAGUGAUUACACAUCCAACUUUAACGAAAAGUUGUCAAACACCUGUGGGGUGUUAAGGCUCACUGUACCCCUUGUUACGUUCCUUGAGGGGUGUAGUUGAGUUUUUUUUUUAACUGUUCUGGCACCAUAGGGGCUUCCUAAAUGCGACAUGCCCUAGAAAAAUGUGACUCCUAAAUGUGCUUUCCAAAAGCCAUAUGUGACUCCUUCUCUUCUGAGCAUUGUAGUGCGCCCGCAGUGCACUUGACGUCCACAUAUGGGGUAUUACCAUACUCAGAAGAGAUCGGGUUACAAAUUUUGGGGGGCAUUUUCUCCUAUUACUCCUUGUAAAAAUUUUAAAUUUGGGGGAAAACUAGCAUUUUAGUGAAAAAAAAAUGUAUUAACACAUCCAACUUUGACAUAAAGUCGUGAAACACCUGUGGGGCUCACUGUACCCCUUGUUAUGUUCCUUGAGGGGUGUAGUUUCCAAAAUAGUAUGACAUGUGUUUUUUUUUGUUUUUUUUUUUGCUGUUCUGGCACCAUAGGGGCUUCUUAAAUGUGACAUGCCCCCCAAAAACCAUUUCAGAAAAACUCACUCUUCAAAAUCCCAUUGUCGCUCCUUCCCUUCUGAGCCCUCUACUGCGCCCGCCGAACACUUGACAUACCCAUAUGAGGUAUUUCCUUACUCGAGAGAAAUUGGGUUACACAUUUUAGGAAGAUUUCUCUCCUUUUACCCCUUGUAAAAAUUCAAAAACUGGGUUUCCAAGAACAUGCGAAUGUAAAAAAUUAAGAUUUUGAAUUUUCUCCUUCACUUUGCUGCUAUUCCUGUGAAACACCUAAAGGGUUAAAACACUUACUGAAUGUCAUUUUGGAUGCUUUGAGGGGUGCAGUUUUUAUAAUUGGGUCAUUUGUGGGGUAUUUCUAAUAUGAAGGCCCUUUAAAUCCACUUCAAAACUGAACUGGUCCCUGAAAAAUUCCGAUUUUGAAAAUUUUGUGAAAAAUUGGAAAAUUGCUGCUGAACUUUGAAGCCCUCUGAUGUCUUCCAAAAGUAAAAACUUGUCAACUUUAUGAUGCAAACAUAAAGUAGACAUAUUGUGUAUGUGGAUCAAUGUAUUAUUUAUUUGGGAUGUCUAUUUUCCUUAUACGCAGAGAGCUUCAAAGUAAAAAAAAAUGCAAAAUUUUCAAUUUUUUCAUCAAAUUUUGGAAUUUUUCACCAAGAAAUGAAACAAGUAUCGACAAAAUUUUACCACUAACAUAAAGUAGAAUAUGUCACGAAAAAACAAUCUCUGAAUCAGAAUGAAAGGUAAAAGCAUCCCAGAGCUAUUAAUGCUUGAAGUGACAGUGGUCAGAUGUUCAAAAAAUGGCCAGGUCCUUAAGGUAUAUUUGGGCUGGGUCCUUAAGGGGUUAAGAAAUCUUUUUUAUUUUAUUUUUUAUUUAUUUAUUUUGUUAUUGUAUGUGCUUUUACUUAAAAGCCACUCUGUGGAUUCCAUACCUCUAUUGUGCUUGAUAGAUGUGUAGAGGCUUACUACAUCUAUAGAUACCAAUCAAGUAUCAUCAAAUACAUCAUGUAUUUCAUUCAGGACAUUGAGAAAAUCACAGGUAUCUAGAAAAAAUACAUCUGUGUUUUUAACUAGUGGACUUAUGGAAUCCACGAAGACCACAAUUGGUCUACCCGGGGGGUUCACCGGGUCUUUGUUAUCCUUUGGCAAUAUGUAGAAAACCGGUGUUAUGGGGAAUUCAUUACCAAGAAAAGUAUGCAUUUUAUUAUCAAUUACCCCCUGUUCUAUUAACCUGUUAAGAAAAAUAAUCUCUCAGAUAAGGGAUCCCUUGUCAAUUUUGCUAUAGGUUACAGUCUCAGACAAUUGUCUCUCAAUUUCCUGUCUGUACAUAGAAGUUUCCAUCACCAGCAGUGAGCCCCCCUUAUCGGCGGGUUUGAUAGUAAUAUCCUUAUCUUUCGAAAUUUUACUUAAUGCCGAGGCUUCACUGGUGGUGAGAUUAUAAAGUACAUUAACCCCUUAAAGACGCCUGACGUAAAUGUACGUCCUGGUGAGCUGGUACUUAACGCACCAGGACGUACAUUUACGUCCUAUGAAUAACCGCGAGCAUCGGAGCAAUGCUCGGUCAUGCAUGGCAGGUCCCGGCUGCUGAUAGCGAUCGCGUGGAUGUCCGCCAUUAACCCCUCAGAUGCUGUGAUCAAUACAGAUCACGGCAUCUGCAGCAUCGCGGCAUCUGCAUGCCGCGGCGAUCCGAUCAUCCAGAACGGCAGACGGAGGUCCCCUCACCUGCCUCCGCUCACUUCCACGGGUCUUCUGCUCUGGUCUGCAGUCGAGCAGACCAGAGCAGAUGAUGACCGAUAAUACUGAUCAGUGCUAUGUCCUAUGCAUAGCACUGAACAGUAUUAGCAAUCAAAUGAUUGCUAUAAAUAGACUAUUAAAGAGUAAAAAUAAAAGUUUAAAAAAAAGGUAAAAAAAUUUGAAACUUACUUUUAAGUCUCAGGCCCACAGAAUCCAGGGUGAUUGUGUCUGAAAUGUUUUGAUCAUUGCAAUCAUUACUGUCAGACCCAGAGACAUAAGGGGGGAUGUCUUUUUCAGCAAAGAUAAUGUUUAAUCUUAUAGCAGGGGAAAAAAAUUUGUAAGCCCAUAUCUAUGGCAAAUGAGUCAAAUUCAUUCACCGGGCUAAAGGAUAAACCUGUCUGUAGUAUGCUUAAUUCAGCUGAAGAAAGACAUUUGGAAGAUAUGUUAACUACAAUAGAAUGUCCCGUACCUGUGACCGGGUGUUCACCGUUCUGUCCAGAUCUCCUAUAAUAGCUGCCCUCUCUCCUCCUUGGUCUCGGCAUCUGCGCCUCUGUCUCGGAAAAGAGGGACAGCCAUGAUGUUGUGACGUAGAUUGUUUGCUGCCGGAGCUUGACAGAGAGUAGGGCCUUACGGCAUUUCGCCCAUAGCCACGGUGCUGUUGUGAUGAUGUAUCUCUCCAUGGGUACACCCGAUUGUUAAGGUAUCCCUUAGGAAUUUCUUUCUUUUCUUUGUCUCAAUCUCCUCCCGAUAUGUCUUGAUUUGGUUAUCUAGGGUUGACUUCAGAGUUGUGAAAUCCUCAGACUUCAAUGAGUCACGUAACUGUGUUUCAAUACUUUCCUGUAUAUAAAGUGCAUUUAACUCUGUUAAGGUAGAUCAGUUUAUUAAAGGCCACGAGCUGGCCGAAACGUGUCCUGUGUGCCGUAACUUUGUUCCAUCCAUGUUUUUAUGUGAAUAAACACCAGAGGUGAUUUAAGCAAUAUUGCGGAUGAACACAAUGUCCUUUGGACUGUUAAAGACUAUGUGUAAUAAUUGAGCAUAUGAAAUGUAGCAAAACCUUUCAAUAAACCUUUCAAUGAUUGACAACUCUUA